Molecule: messenger RNA, 1294 nt
Organism: Daphnia carinata
Lineage: Eukaryota; Metazoa; Arthropoda; Branchiopoda; Diplostraca; Daphniidae
Product: oplophorus-luciferin 2-monooxygenase non-catalytic subunit-like
Exons: 4
Coding region: 73-1260 (395 amino acids)
Cellular component (GO): membrane
Source: RefSeq, a predicted model, not a curated record
GUAUAAGGCUGAAUCCUCGUCGAAAUUUAUUUAGAUGCAAUAUCAAAUGCAACCGAGUACGACCCACGAGUCAUGAAGGUCCAAGUUAUUCUCAGCUCUCUAGUCCUCCUGAUCAUCUUUACGUUCACGACCGCGGCAAUCGAAUGGAGUCUCAUGCGUCCAGCAAUCGACAAAGCUGUGUUACCGUGUCCCGAGGAUUAUUCCCCGUGUUAUUGCGGUGAUUACCCCACUUUUGGUCUGUACAUUGUCUGUGAAUUGGUUUCGAUCGACGCCAUCGUGUCCGUCUUCAAUCGUACAACAGGCUCAGACAUUUUCUGGCUUCAAUUGAGGCCCUUGCCCGAUUUAUCAACGCGCGGAGUGAACAUUCCGGCCGAUUUAUUGAAUGGAAAACGGGCCAGGGCGAUCGACCUCUACUGUCCGGCCGUUGUCAGUGGAGAUUUGUAUCGGCUGAGCAUCGACACGUACGCCCUAACGUCUUCUGAAGAUCUCAUCGAAUAUUUUUACAUACUCGGAUGUGAUCUAAGCCAGCAAACGGAUUUCAACUUCUUGACUGGAUUCAACAAGUUGAUGAAUUUGUAUUUGUACGGCUCGGCAAACAUUCAAGCGUUUCAGAAUCUACCCGCGUUACCUAACAUGGUAACGUUGAGCAUUAACCAAUGCACGGGAUUAGAUUCGAUCGAGUUCCCAGCGCAGUCUCUUCCCAAGUUGCAGCAAGUCUACAUGACGGACAAUCAGCUGGACGACCAAUCAGCCACGAACAUAUUAGCGUCUAUUAACUCGUCUACGUCGGUCGACACAGUCGUUGUGCUUUCAUUAGCUUACAAUAAUUUAACACGAAUUCCGGACGAGGUGGUCUUCUUCAGCCAAUUGAACGAUUUGAGUUUAUCUGGAAAUCGAUUGCCACUUAUUUCAUCAUCUUCACUUGCAUUGCCAUCACCGAGGAUACAAAGAUUGGCAUUGACUAAUGUUUCUUUAAACACGAUUGAGCCCGGAGCCUUGAAAGCAAAUGUUGUCCUGGCUGAUCUGACGAGAAACAACCUGACGCAAUUUGAAUCGCUCGUCUUUCAGCCCAUGCUUGAAGGCAUGAUAACGCUGAAUGGCAGUCUUUCCAUCGAUUCAAAUCCGUUUGAAUGCGAUUGCACUUUGGCUUGGCUGAUUCGUGACAACCGCAACUUGCUGUCCGUCGUCCACGGGGCUACGUGUUCGAAUUCCACCCGAUUCGAACAACUCAAUCCAAACGGUUUCAGCGAAUGCCUGUAGCUGUAAACUCGUGUAAUUUGUAAGCUGCAGUGUU